AAAUUAUUCCUUAUUUUUUUUAUUUUAUUUUUUUCAAUUAAUUGUUUCAAAUCAAAUGCAGGUGAUGUAGAUACAUCAACUCUUUUUAGUGAUGUGGAAAGCAAUUUAUUACGUUCAUUAAUUAUUGGUCAACUAAACAAUAAAAUCGAUACUUUUAAAAUGGAUGUAUACCAUCAAAUUAAAAACGACACAAAAGCUGAAGAUGGAAAAAUACUUGCAGUAUUGGGCGAGAAAGAUUUUUUUUUAAACAAAAGCCUACUUCAAGAAUGCAUAGAUCAUAAAAUAGCAUUAAUAUUAAUCAAUAUAAACUCUGAAGAUAAAAAGGAUUUAUGCCCAUUGGUUUUUGAUUGCAGUAAGAACACCGAUGACUAUUUCUAUAUAUGGCUACCAUCAAAUAAAGAUAAUUAUGAAUUUAGUUUUAGUUUGUACAAAAAUAAGAAAACUGAAGCACCAACCAUUGCAUCAUCAUCCUCAGAAACAUCCAAAAAAAUCAUUAAUAAUGCCAAUAUUGACAAUACAUAUAUCCUCAAAGCAGAAAACCCAUUUGAAGAAUUAGCCAAAAUCAUUGAAAAAGAAAGUUUAUUUGGGGAAUAUAAAGUUGAAAAAGACCAAGAUAGAAAAAGAAAAAUAAGUGAAUGGAUUAAUGGUGAAAAACUUGAAAAGAUCCAAAAAGAAACUGUCAAAAUGGUAAGUAUUACCAAUGAUAGAACUGGAACUAUAUUUGGAAGUAAAUCAUUGGCCGCUGAUGAAGAAAAACUUACAGAAUAUAUAGAAAAAAAUAUCCCAAUCUUUUUAUUAGAUGUAGACGAAAAAGAAAAACAAUUUUUCUGUAAAAAAAUUGAAAGUUGUGCUAAUGGUCCAAGCUAUUUCGUUGCCUUUGUUCCUUUCAAAGAUGAAAAUGGAAAUUUGGAAAGUGUCAAUGUUUAUGACUAUUUGAAAGAUGGUACCAAAUUUACUGUGACUCUAUAUAAUUUUUAGAGCCAUAGUUAAAUUUAUAAAAGAAAAAAAAAAAAUUUUAUUUUUUAUUAUUUAAAUUUAUAUUUUAAAUUUUAUUAUGUUUUUAAAAAAAUAAUUAAAAUAUAAAACAUAAAAUAAAAUUAUAAUAAAUAAAAAUAUAAUUAUAAAAUUUAAAACU
Dictyostelium purpureum is the source of this 1135-nucleotide messenger RNA. RefSeq lists its product as uncharacterized. The record is from RefSeq and is a predicted model, not a curated record. Bases 160 to 978 code for a protein of 272 amino acids. The transcript is spliced from 3 exons. Lineage: Eukaryota; Evosea; Eumycetozoa; Dictyosteliales; Dictyosteliaceae.